Chaetomium strumarium is the source of this 1500-nucleotide messenger RNA. RefSeq lists its product as uncharacterized. The record is from RefSeq and is a predicted model, not a curated record. Lineage: Eukaryota; Fungi; Ascomycota; Sordariomycetes; Sordariales; Chaetomiaceae. Bases 123 to 1223 code for a protein of 366 amino acids. The transcript has a single exon.
AUUCCCAAGACACCUCUCAUCAACCAAAAUAACAUCCCGGUAGAGUCUCACGGUUUAAUAACGCAAAUCAACUAGCCAUCGUUUGUGCUACACCACCCUCUGUCAAGUCUUCUCGUCCUGGCAUGAACCCUGACGAUCCAUCCGAGUCCUUUAUUAGACGAACUCCGUCUCCUCAACCUCAUCCACCUCCGCAUCCUCUACUGGCCUGGAUCCCGACACAUGAAUCCUCUUCCCAUCUGGUUUCGCAUCAUCUGACUUUCUCGAACCUAGUUCUGUUUAAUCGAGCGAACCUAUUUCUGUUUAAUGAAGCCACCUUCGCUUCUGUUUCGCUUCAUGAGGCCGACUCCGUCUGGGUGCACGCAGAUGACCGGCAUGAGAAUGAGGGCCGAGCAAGCAGCACUAGCCGCCCCCCGCGCCCGACCCGCCCGAACGGCCCAUUCGAUAGCCUUGAUGUACUGUGGACAGGGGCGUGGGCAGAGGGCGAGGGUCAUCUUCCAGUCUCCACCCUCUUCCUCGACGACAGUGAAGACCACGAGCCUGCAAGUGCUUUCAUCGAGGUUAGCAUUGGCAAACGCCUGGAACUUCCAACACCAUGUUCGGAGAACUCCCCUUCGUCUCCGGGGGAUGCAGCCAGCAUUGCAAUAUCCAGUGAUUCAGGACAAGUCGAUGGGAAAGACGGUUACGGAUUCCAGCUCUUCAAACAAGUGCUUCGACGGCUCAUCAUAGCACACCAGGCCGAGACAGCUGAAUGCAAUACCAGUCAGCCUACCCCUCGUCAAGGUGACAGGGAAGCUGGAACUUCCCAGCCGGGUCGGCAAGCACCAACCGACUCGCCGGCGGUGACAAAACAACGCAAGCGGCAGCGAGGCUCCGAUCAAGACUCUGGAGAGGAUGAGGACGGAUGUGACGGACGUCGUGCAAAACAGCCCACUGGUACAUCAAGGGACGCUUUCCGAAGACAAAAGUUUCUGGCUUGUCCGUUUGGGAAACUGGACCCAAACAAAUAUUGGGAGUGUUUCUUGAAACGGAUUACGACCAUCAGCUACGUGAAGCAACAUCUGUCAAGGAAACACACCCCGGAUUUCUUCUGUCCUCGCUGCUACACCAUCUUCGCGCAGGAGCCCGUCUACGAGACUCACGUCCUUGCGGCUGCGUGUUCACGGGGUCCGUCGGCGAGACUAGAUGGGAUAUCGCCGCAUCAAAGCAGGCAGCUGUCAUCAUGAAAAGGGUCCAGGGGCUCGGUUGAAGAACGGUGGUUCGCAAUCUGGAAGAUCCUGUUCCCGGACAAGACCCCGCCCACUUCCAUCUACAUCGACCCCCAAUUAUUCCGAGGACUUUUGUUCAACCAGCGAGUUCAGCGAACGCCAUGGAGUGGUCGUGCUACGCCAAGAGCUUCAGUCCAGCGGACUUCUACUCAGGCCGGGAGUUUCUGAUGAAGAGGUGGAACACUGCCUGCGAGCGGGUUUGGAUGCGAUGUUUGAACACUUCACGGGGAACCGG